Molecule: messenger RNA, 1415 nt
Organism: Vicugna pacos (alpaca)
Lineage: Eukaryota; Metazoa; Chordata; Mammalia; Artiodactyla; Camelidae
Source: RefSeq, a predicted model, not a curated record
UUUACCAAAUUAAAAAAAAAAACGUUAAAAGGAAGGAAAGGAAAAACAGCAUCAGAACAGUGUGGCAGGUCCCACCACUAGGCCCUACCUUCCUGCCAGCCCUGCUCGUGGCCGGGGCUGGGCGUCUUGGGAAGUUACCAGCCUUCUUCUGUCCUGUUCUGUUUCAGCUGCCGCCAGUGUGGGUACCUGUUCUCUGAGUGAGAGGCCACUGCUCUCACAGGCUCCCAGCUCGGACGUCCGGUCACUCCUCCCUCCCGCCUGGAACAGCCUCACCCACGGUGCCAGCCCACCCAGUGGCCCUUACGAAGUGGUGACCACUCCGACCAGCAGCAGGCGGCCUGGCAGAGUUGAAAGCAUUGUUCUAACUUCCUUCCUAAAGGGUUUCAGGGGUGGAAGAUGGUACCAGUCAACCCUGAGCCGGAGGAGGAGCCCGCAGCCGCUGCCGCGAGAUGGAGGAGCCCACGCCUGAGCCCGUCUACGUCGAUGUGGACAAGGGACUGACGUUGGCCUGCUUCGUCUUCCUCUGCCUCUUCCUCGUCGUGAUGAUCAUCCGCUGCGCCAAGGUCAUCAUGGACCCUUACAGCGCCAUCCCCACGUCCACCUGGGAGGAGCAGCAUCUGGACGACUGAGGCGCGGGCGGGGCUGCGCGGCGGGACCGAGACCCCGGAGCUGGCCGGGCACGGGGUGCCCCCGGGGAUGCGCCUCUGUGUCCCCGGGCCACCGGCCCGCCAGCCCAUGGAGGCCAGGAUGGAUCUGGGGCCCCGGGGCCUCUCACACGAGCAUCAGAGUGAAAUGCUGGGUACUGCGGGUGUUGCAGUGGUGGGACAGUCUGCGGAUAAGAGCAGGCGGCCCGAGGUCCAGUCUGGGGGAUCACUGUGAGACCAUGGGGCGGUCACCUUCCCCCGCUCCUGUGCGCCUUGUGGAACUGGACGCAGGACAGACACCCACCGUCGCACAGCAGUGGUCUGGUUUUGAGGAGACUCUUGCCCUUAACAUGCAAAGUAGCACACACACUAGCCCUGGAGGCUCCCAGCCCCAAUGUCCCACCUGAACCCAAGCCCCUUCGCAACGGGCCAGAAAUGGAGCAGGUGGUGAAGCGUAAGGCGUGAGUCUCCCCCAAAUUCACAAAAGGCACAUGGGCUGCUUCCCAGCAGUAUUUUUUUAAACUAAAAUAUAGAGGGGUAUAUUUUUCCUGUUAUAAGUGAAAUGUGCAUUUUAGAAGUUCGGGAAAUUACAGAAAAAAAUACAAAGAAAGGGGGAGAGUAACACGUGUAAUCCCACUUCCCAGAGCCGCCGUUCUGAUGUAUUUCCUCCCAGCCUUUUUUACACGUAUUCUUUAAAGUCAGUUUCAUACCAUGUGCAUGAUGUUGUAUCACUUCGUAUUAGAGCAUGAACACGUUCUCGCUUCAUCAAAC